This is a messenger RNA of Trypanosoma rangeli, 1676 nucleotides long. RefSeq names its product trans-sialidase. Gene Ontology annotation, molecular function: exo-alpha-sialidase activity. NCBI's taxonomy places the organism in Eukaryota, Euglenozoa, Kinetoplastea, Trypanosomatida, Trypanosomatidae. The record is from RefSeq and is a predicted model, not a curated record. The transcript has a single exon. The annotation marks the transcript as partial.
UCGAAUGGGGUGAGACUCAUGCAUUGAACGAUGGCUCUGUAAGCAUUCCGGACUCUUUAACGCAGUUAUCUGCUGGCGGAGGGUCGGGUGUUGUGCUGAGUGACGGCACGCUCGUGUUCCCCAUGCAGGCCACAAAGACGGGAGGAAAGACUGUCUUGCUGGCCAUGCGCUUCACCAAGUCAAAGAGGAAAUGGGAGCUUUCAUACAGUACGAUGGCUGCAGACUGCCGGGACCCAUCCAUAGUGGAGUGGGAUGGCCAAACACUCCUCAUGAUUGCUUCGUGUGGGGACGGCUACUACCACGUGUACGAGUCCGCCUCGGGUGGGAAAAUCUGGUCUCAAUUGGGCGUGCCAAUUACCCGUGCGUGGGAAAACUCACAGAAUCGUCAGGCGGGCGGCGCCCAGAGCGGCGUCACCACCGUGGAGAUUGAGGGAAGGAAGGUGAUGCUCCUCACCGUGCCGGUGUUAGCAGAGGAGGGGUCAGGCGCCGCAAAAGGAAAGGGUCGGCUGCGUCUUUGGCUCACUGACACUGUUCACACCGUUGACGUUGGCUCGGUGUCUCGUGAAGGGGAUGACGCGGGCGCCGGCUCCCUGCUGUACGGAAGUAAGAAGAAGGAGUUGAUUUUGCUGUACGAGAAGAAGACGAGUGGAGAUUCGUACAGUCUUGUGACUGUGAAUCUGACUGCGCAGCUGCAGCGGGUGCACGAAGUGGUGAGGACGUGGAAGGAUGUGGACAACACUCUAAAAACCUGCAGUGCCAGUGGCCAAGCAAAGGGGCUGUGUGCGGGUCCCGUUCCCACAAAAGGACUGGUCGGCUUUUUGUCUGCCAAAUCAACCGGGAGUGAGUGGGGGGACGAGUACUUCGGCGUGAACGCCACGGUAACUCAGGGAAAGAGACGGGUUCCCAAUGGUGUAACAUUCCAAGGCGCAGGAGCAGGGGCUGUGUGGCCUGUUGCCAAAGCGGGGCAGAUCCAACUGUACUGCUUCGCGAAAAACAGGUUUACUCUUGCGGCGACGGUGUCGAUUCACGCGUCGCCAGGAAAAGACGGCAGCUCUAUUCCCUUGAUGGGCGCGAAGAUGAUGGACGCAAACAGCACUGUGCUCUUUGGCUUGUCAUACACGAGGGCAAAGAAGUGGGAGGUGACGGUCAACGGGAAGUCUCGGAAUUUGUCAGCUGAUGCUGGGGAGUGGGUGGAUAACGCAACGUACCACGUUGCACUGUGCAUGCAUGACCUCAACGAUUGGCAUGUGUACGUUGAUGGAAAGAAGAUUUGUUCAAGUAACCGUGUUGGGCACUUCAUGAAGAGAGGCGCGAUCUCACACUUCUACGUUGGUGGCGACAGUGCGAAAGGCGCUGAGGGCAGCCACCAUGUGACGGUGGCCAACGUCCUGCUGUACAACCGCCUGCUGGAAGAGGGUGAGGUCCAGACGCUCGCCGCCAGAAAAGUAACCAUUCCACCGCCGGAAGCUGAAAAGCCGCCCAUACCGCAGGGGACUCGGGUGGGGGGUGAGGGUGCUGCCGGCGCCCAGCCCCUGCCCGACGUUGUUACUUCCAAGAGCACCGCCGGCCCGAGGGCGAAGAGUUCAAAGGCUGACAGCUCCGUGCGUGGGUGUGGGGCUGCGGUGCUGCUGCCGCUUCUUCUGCUGGGGCUGUGGGGCGGCGUGUCGCUGGUGUGA